AGAUGUGUCCGCAGAAGUAAGAGGUAGCCCUCGUCCAAACCGCUCCAGUCGUCCUCUCUCUGCCGUGUUCCAAAACAUCCAUCCUCCAAACAUCUGGAGACAUCGGAAAGGCACCAUGUCCAUUACCCAGGUGACAGUGACAGAGGAAGGGUCCAUCAGUGGCGCUCUGCAGCGCAGCAAGAAAACCAAGAGGAACUGGAAGAAACUUUGGUUCCUCCUGAGAGACAAGGUGCUUUACACCUACCGAGUCCAAGAGGAGAAAGUAGCAUCCGAGAGUUUACCUCUGCUGGGAUUCACAGUGAAGCUACCUGAGAAGCAGUGGGGAGAGGAGGAGGCCAACGUCUUCCAGCUUUACCACAAAAACACCUUGUAUUACUCCUUUAGAGCUGAGGAUACCUACACAGCCGAGAGGUGGGUAAAUGCCAUGGAGGAAGCCACCGUUUUAUAGUAUCAGCCACUUCAGGUGGGUUGCCAGAUAUGGAAGUCCUCCACCUUUCUUCUGCUACAGACAGACUGUGAAACCAAAACGAGACGAUUUGGAGUCAUAAAAAAGACAUUUGAUUAUGUCUGCAAUAUGUUACAUGUCUGGCUGGACUGAAAAAAAGAAGACAUGGUGUUCUUUGAAAGAGGACACGAUUACCUACUUUGCCCCCCUCCAGUGUCCCUGCCUGCUGUUACAGCAGGUGUGAGCCACGAGAGGCAUUGGCCCAGAUACCUGCCAGUGUGGAACGUUACAUCGAUGUGGUCUGUAUUUCCCCCAGCGGCUCAUCAGAGACAUUCCUUCAAAUCAUGGGGAACAUAAUAGAUUUUUGGAAAAUAAAUAUAUUCUAUGAUUUCAACACUUGCCCAGAUGUGGAAUCCCAUAAACUUCAGUGAAAAGGUAUUUAUGCUAGCUAAGUUAGGCCUUCAUUUCAACACAUGUUUUUCCACUGGAUACAUAGAGUAUGGAUGUGGCUUUGCGCUGCACUGUAUUGUUGGAGAUGGUCCUUCCAUUUAUGCUUUUUUGCACAAAAAAUGAUUGAAUCAGUAAAAGAAAUACGAGUAUACUCCAUCAUGGAGGCCAAAAGCUUCAGCUACUGUACUUAAUUUACCCUACACACUAUAUUCAAUAUUGUCAAUUAUGUCUUUAUUGUUUAAAUACCUAGUACAGUUAGAAUGUACAUUCUUAUUUGUAUUAAGACUCAAUACAGAUGUUUUUCCCCCUGGACUGAACCAUGGAUCCCUGAUUUAACUGAUCUACAUAAUCAGCGUCUUGGACUUCGUACUGUAACUGGUGAUUUAUUCAGCUUGAGUUUCUAACACUAUUAUUUUUAAGCAAAGUAAAGGAGGCUUUACCGGUGGAAACAGUCUGUGUCUGUUUUUUCUCUCGAUACUCCUCAUGUCCUCCAGAUGGCAGGUGGACUAAACAUUAAAGUACAACAGGCUGGCAUUGACUUCCUGUCACUGUGUCCUUGUUCAUGAGCGAAGUACAUACAUUGAAAAUGGAAACAUUAGCUGCCCCCAUUUGAGUCUGCACUGAUACAGUAUGUAGUAAAUGUGUGUCCUGAUCUGAUGAAACUGCCAGUGAGAGAUCAUUUCAGACAACAUGUUGAGCUGCUCAGGGACACACUGUGUAGUCCGGUGUGCUGUGCGG
Notothenia coriiceps (black rockcod) is the source of this 1633-nucleotide messenger RNA. Its product is annotated as FYVE, RhoGEF and PH domain-containing protein 5-like. The transcript is spliced from 4 exons. Bases 116 to 448 code for a protein of 110 amino acids. Gene Ontology annotation, molecular function: guanyl-nucleotide exchange factor activity. The record is from RefSeq and is a predicted model, not a curated record. Gene Ontology annotation, cellular component: cytoplasm. Lineage: Eukaryota; Metazoa; Chordata; Actinopteri; Perciformes; Nototheniidae.